UCGUUUCGCCCCCGCCCCUGCCUCCCCCACUACUAUUCUCUACCCUUGACAUUCUGGUCAAACCAAUCAAUCACAACCCUAUAGUUCGGCCCGUUCGGGGCCCAACGGAAGCUGGGACAGGCCAUUGCGGGCCGAACCGCAGUCGGGCAGGCUGGGGCUCAGGGGCGUGGCUCUUUCUCCGAGGGGCGGGCGGCCGGAAGAGCGGGGCGGGUCAAGUCGUGGCUGCACGCGCUCUCUCGCUCUGACUCCGGCUGCCUUCGGGCCAGCGAGCUCAGCCCUUCACCUCAGCCUCCCGCCCCUCCCCGCCCCGCCCCGAGGCCGCGGCCCGAGCCUCCCUCCCUUCUGCCCUCGCCCCGGGCGGGCGCUACCCGAGCGAGCCCCAAAGGGAAGGAAGUUCCUUUUACAAGGGUCCUGCCAUUCCCAGACAAAUCUGAUCUUUAGAGCCCUGUGCAGGAGUUGGUUUCAUUCAGGAAAAUGGCUACGGCUCUUGGGCUUAAGGUGCAGUCUCCACUGGAGCAGGAAGAGAUCCUUAUUGUGAAGGUAGAAGAAGAUUUCCCUUGGGAAGAGGAACCUCCUUCUCAAAGGAACGAUCCCAGUCCUGAGACCUUCCGGCAGCUCUUUAGGCUUUUCUGCUAUCAGGAGGUGGCUGGGCCUCGGGAGGCCCUCAGUCGUCUCUGGGAGCUCUGCUGUAGAUGGCUGAGGCCAGAGAUGCGUACAAAGGAGCAGAUCCUGGAGCUUUUGGUGCUGGAGCAGUUCCUGACAGUAUUACCAGGGGAGAUUCAGACUUGGGUGCGAGAACAACAUCCAGAAAGUGGUGAGGAGGCAGUGGUUCUGGUCGAGGGUUUGCAGAGAGAGCCCAAGAAACAGAGACAAUGGGGAGCAGUGCAACAUGAGGCGAUGGCCCAAGAGGAGGGAACACAGAACUCUUGCCUAGGACCUCGGGAGCAGCCAAAUCGUAGAUCUAAAAAGAAUCCCCAAUUGCGACCAAAGAGAGGCUCACCUACUUCCCGGAUUUCUGCACUCUUCAGGGAAGAGAGCACUAGAGAUCAGGGAACAGCAACUGCAUUCAUCUCUGCCUGGUCUCAGAUGCCAGUGACAUUUGAGGACAUGGCUAUGUAUCUCUCUCAGGAGGAGUGGGGUCGCCUGAAUCCAGAGCAGAGAGAACACUACCAGAAUGUCCUGCAGGAGAAUUAUGGGCUUCCUGCUCUGAAACCAAAUCUAAUUGCCCAAAUGGAACGAAAGGAAGGACUGUGGAACUCAAAUGUACCAGCUUUUAAGGAGAGGGAUGUUCCAAGAGAUAAUCCCACAGAAUGUGAGAUCAAGAUUGAGGAUGAAGAAGAUUCCAGGGAGGAUUCCACCAUGGAAAUGGAGUUGUAUAGAACUCAGGCAGGGAAGUCCAAGGGGUGUGGUCAUCAGCCAGCCCACCAGGGACAGGCUUGUGUGACUAGGUCAGAAUGGCAUCAGGGCUACCCACCGUUGGAGAGAGAAAGCCAAACCUGUGUACAGGAGAGGGAUAUAGGUCUUCAAAGAGCCUGUAUAGUUGAGAAACCCUACAAAUGCCUCGAAUGUGGAAAAAGCUUUAACAAAAGUUCCCAUCUGAUUAAACAUCAGAGAACCCACACAGGGGAAAAACCCUACAAGUGUCUCGUAUGUGGAAAGGGCUUCAGUGACCGCUCCAAUUUUAGUACUCACCAGAGAAUUCAUACUGGAGAGAAACCUUACAAAUGCAAUGAAUGUGGGAAGUGUUUCAGCCAGAGUUCAAGCCUUGUCAUCCAUCGAAGAACUCACACUGGAGAGAGACCCUAUAAAUGUGGGGAGUGUGGGAAAAGCUUCAACAAUAGCUCUCAUUUCAGUGCACACCGAAGAACCCACACUGGUGAGAAACCCUACAUGUGCCAGAAUUGUGGGAAGAGCUUUCGUCGGGGCACCGACCUUAAUAAACACCAAAGAACUCAUACGGGAGAGAGACCCUACAAAUGUGCGGUGUGUGGGAAAAGCUUCACACGGAAACACCAGCUUGUGACACACCAGGAGAUUCAUGAAGGAGAGAAUAAUGUUCACUGACUUCGGUUUGGAUUCUUCUGCCACUGAACCUCAGCUUUUCAGAUACCAGGAGCCUUUUGGUGGUGGAAGGUGGGAAUUUUAACCAGUAUACAACUCUCCUCUUGUUUGAAGGAUGUUUGUUUCGGGAUUUUGAACUUUACAGUUUUGAGCAGAUUUAUGCCAUUCACUUUACAGAACUAGAAACCAUUAACUUAUAGAAUGAUUAGACUUGAACACAUCAUAGCUUUUCAAGUGAUAGUUACUAUUACAUAACACAGUUUGAUCCUGUUACAGAUAUCCAAGAAGCCUUGUGAGGGUGAAAGAACAUUUCCAAUUUGGGAAAAUGCUGCAGAAGUACUCCCGGUAUUUCCAUGUACCAUGUACUGUGUGCCUCAGGCCUCACUACAUUUUGAUCCUUUCUUGCCAACCAUUUUCAUCUUGGUCUAUUGUACUUUUUGCCAUGAGAACAUAUCUCUGAUCUAGUGGAAAUCAUUGAGAAAGUAGGAUUUAUUCUAUAGAAAUGUGUUUUGUUGCCAAUCUUGCUAGGCCAUGUCUGUUCUGUAGCGGGAUAUUUUUUAUGUACAAACAACUAAGAGAGAUCAUUUUUACAUGCCAGCAGAUUACUCAACCAUUUUAGCAAGCUCAGAAGUUUCUUUUAUGAAUUGUUCCUGUUGAAUCUAAGAGCCUAAAGUGGAUUUAUCCACAAAUAUGUAGGUUUUUUCAGAGCUGCUCCCCAAUGGGUCUUUACAAAAUGAAAAAGGUACCAGCCUUGGAACUUCCAAGGCAAACUCUUUAUCUUAUAAUCUAGGCUCAUAAAGUUUAUGUGCCUCUCCUAGCUAUUUAGUAUCUACAGUAUGGUGAAUGGCUCAUGAGGAUUAGUGAAGAAUAACUUUAGAUUUGAGAGCUGGUUUCCCAAUGACAGUUAAAGAAGCUUGGUGGAUCUCAGUUCCUGCCAGAGAGGUACCAGCCCUCAAAGCAGCUAUUCCUCUCUUUGACAGUAUGUACUUAUCAUCCAGCCUUAUUACCCUUUCAAUUCUUCCCAUUGCCUAAUCCCUAUGUGUAUUUUCAUAUUUGAUAGUCUUACCUUUAUGCAAACCUAGCUUAGGUCCACAGUAAGACUGUAAAGUACACAUAAUUCUUGCCCCUCAAUUCCUUUAAUAAAAGCAAUACUUUUGUUGGUC
This is a messenger RNA of Monodelphis domestica (gray short-tailed opossum), 3224 nucleotides long. RefSeq names its product zinc finger protein 500 (gene ZNF500). NCBI's taxonomy places the organism in Eukaryota, Metazoa, Chordata, Mammalia, Didelphimorphia, Didelphidae. Gene Ontology annotation, molecular function: DNA-binding transcription factor activity, RNA polymerase II-specific; RNA polymerase II cis-regulatory region sequence-specific DNA binding. The record is from RefSeq and is a predicted model, not a curated record. Gene Ontology annotation, biological process: regulation of transcription by RNA polymerase II.